This is a messenger RNA of Durusdinium trenchii, 2527 nucleotides long. The record is from the annotation of a GenBank genome assembly. NCBI's taxonomy places the organism in Eukaryota, Dinophyceae, Suessiales, Symbiodiniaceae.
GCUUUGCUUUCCUGGAAACCAGCCGUGCAGAGUCAGCCCAUUGGCUCAAACUGGGAGGUUUCGGGCCAAAAAACCCGUAGCACCGGGGAUGCCAAGACCGCUGCCGAGCGGUGAAAAUGGCAAGUGUGAAGGGCUUGGAGAUGCUGAUGAUCCCAAUGAGCCCGACAGAGAAGACUUCAAGCAGCUGAUCUCCCAGUUAGUGGCGGUUUAUGACAAAGUGAGGUUGGAGAAGGAUGCCAAGAUCAGUGAGUUGGCAGCGUUGAAGCUGGAAGUGUCGCAACUUCGCGGUGAUGGCAGCUCAGAGAUCCAGAAGGUGAUGCCACUUCGGCCUCCCAAGAAGGUUAGUAUACUUCAAGAAGACUCGCAUGAGCCUGAUCAAUCAUUUCAUGAGCCAAAUUCAGCUCCAGAUCCUCCUCCUUUUGCUUUGGCUGACAGAUUCUCGCAAGCCUCUGCUGCCGAAUCUGGUGAGGACACCAAGCUUGAGAUUCGGCCAACUUGGCUUGAGAAGCCCAAGAAUGCGGGCGCAGCUGCCAAGAGAGCAUCAACACUGGACUUGGAUGAACUUACUGAGUCCAGUGACGAAGGACCUCCAUGCUGCUGUCCCUUUCCAGUUUGUCAUCCUUCAGCAGGUUUGCGAGUCCUGUGGGAUAUUUGCGGCGCACUUCUCAUUGCAUAUGAUGCAGUGUACUUGCCUUUUGAUGCCGCAUUUCGACCCGCCCCCAGUGUCUUUACGGUCGGCAUGGAAUGGCUCACCAUGGUGUUUUGGACUCUGGACAUAGGAUUGGGCUUCACCACAGGCUAUGUGAGUAAGGGUGAAUUGAUCAUGAAUCCUUGGCGCAUUGCAUUUCAUUACAUCACCACUUGGUUUCUGAUUGAUGCCGCUGUGGUGAGCCUUGAUUGGUUCAGCACGUUGCAGUCUGAGACCUCCGAUGUGGGCGGCUUCGGCCGCAUCUUCCGAUCCCUCCGAACGGUUCGCAUGCUGCGCUUGCUGCGGCUUUGGAAAUUGAAGCGCAUCCUGGCCGAGAUGCAAGAUAUGAUCGACUCAGAGUAUGUGUACACUUUAGCCAGCUUGGGGAAGUUGAUGGGCUUCAUUCUGAUUACCAAUCAUUUGAUUGCAUGUGGCUGGUUCAGCAUUGGUCUUGCGAUGAAGGAGGCAGGAGAAGCUAGUUGGGUUGCAGACCACGACAUGAUCAACAAAGAUAUUAGCUGGCAAUACACCACCAGCUUGCACUGGACAUUGACCCAGUUUACCCCAGCUUCCAUGGAAGUGUUCCCCGCGAACGUGGCUGAGCGCACCAUGGCUGUGGUUGUUCUAAUCUUCUCCUUGGUGGCAUUCAGCUCCUUCCUGGCCAGCAUUUCGGCCUCUAUGACGGCCUUGAGAAACAUGAACCAAGAGACCACCAAGCAGUUCUGGAUUUUGCGGCGCUUCCUCAAGCAAGAGAAGGUAGCAAAGCCAGUAGCCGGAAAGGUCUUGAAGUACAUCGAACAUUCCCAUGCCCAGCAGACAGAUCGGAUACAGCUUCAGAAUGUGAAAUUGCUCUUCAUGCUUUCCUUGGGGCUGCGAGAGGAGCUUAAUUAUGAGCUGACAUAUGUGAAGAUGGUUCUUCAUCCCUUGAUUCAGAUCCUGGUGAAGGAACAGGAAGUCUUCAUGAUCAAGGUUUGCUCAGAUGGCACUUCUGCACGAACCCUUGCAGCGACUGAGGUGCUGUUCUAUACACAUGAAGUGGCCCAACAAAUGUAUUUCAUGGUGCAUGGCGAUUUGGCAUAUGUCCAAGCGAAUCACAACCUUCUUUCUCCAGCCCUGAGCAACGGUGAGGCUUUGUCUGAAGCAGCGCUAUGGGUACUUUGGACACAUACUGGGACCGCCCAUGCCCAGGUCAAGACAGAGAUGCUGGCCAUGGACUCCUUGACAUUUGCUCAGAUUGCAGCAAAGUACCUGCCCACUUGGAAAAUGUGUGCCAAAUUUGCAACCACCUUUCUAGAAGCCUUCAGAGAAGCCGGCCCCUCCGACGUAUUCCGGCAGCAGGACCUUUAUGAGGAUGCUGUUCAGUCGAUGUUCGAACGAGCAAGGAAUCGUUUGUCAUACUCAAGGGUUACGUCCUCACGUGCCACUAUGGUGCGAUGGUCCAUGCCAAGGAGGACGGUCGCACUACCCCAAGCAGAGGCCAUUCCUGAGGAAGACUCUGAAAGUGAACAAGAUGAAUCGAAGGAAACAGACUCGAAGGACAAUUGAAUGCAAAGAAGCGCCCGAAGCGCACCGUGCGACCGGACGUCAGUUCUGGUGAUUCUGGUCGCCCCAAAAAAGAUGGUGGCACACUAUGGGGCGCUUUUUGCCAAGGUGCUCGCAAGGAGAGUGGACAUGUAUUCACAGCCCAUACCCGAACCCCAAAAAACAUGUAUGUGUGUGUGUUUGGGUGCUGGUUCUCCCGUGCGUAAAUGUUUUUGAGACAGAACCUUCGAGCACAGCCGGCAUGGCUGACGUGUUUCACUUCCUCAAGCUAAGACCGUCCCAAAGGACAGUGUCGUG